Messenger RNA from Saccostrea cuccullata (small rock oyster), 2564 nucleotides. Its product is annotated as FMRF-amide neuropeptides-like. Lineage: Eukaryota; Metazoa; Mollusca; Bivalvia; Ostreida; Ostreidae. Bases 192 to 1592 code for a protein of 466 amino acids. The record is from RefSeq and is a predicted model, not a curated record. The transcript is spliced from 2 exons.
UCACGGCGCAUUAAUUCGAGGCUGAUACCUGCCGACGUCAAAGGGCCGUGAUCAACACGAUUUAUCACCGGAACAUAUAUCCUUAAAUUUUCAUUUGAAUCCGAGAAACGGGGAAGGCACGAUAGACCAACAAAAAGAGACUACAUCUUAGGACAAAUUUAAAGACUUUAAAAUAUUUUCAGGAUAUAAACAUGCUACGGCCAGGUCAAAUAAUUAUUAUAGGAUUAUUUUAUCUUCACAACAUAAAGGCCGACAUUGACCAAAAGACCAUUCUUCAUCCAGUCAAAACUGUUGAAAGUGCCACAAAAAUUCAAGGAGAAAACCCAACAUAUUCAAUAAAGGCCUCAGAUAAAAGAAGCAGUGGUUUUUUCCGUAUAGGUAAGAGUACCUCAACAGAGGAAAAGAGUGAUGAAAAACCGAAGGAAGACUAUAAAUUGGAAGACGAUAAUGAAGUAGAAGUUGGUGAAUACGUUCCUAUAGAUAUUAGCUUAAUCCCCUUUGCAAAGAGUGAGUCAGGGGCACGAUUUUAUGUUCCCGUUGAAAUAGAAUCACCGAAAGAUGACAACAAUCCAACUGAGGAGGAAAAAAGAGCUUCGGGGUUCUUUAGAAUCGGAAAAAGUAAUGGGAAUUUCGGAGAAAAAAGAAAUUUCUUUAGAAUAGGAAAAUCUUUAGAUCAGGACACAAAGCACAAAAAAGCAAGCGGGUUUUUUCGAAUUGGAAGGUUAUCUCAGAACCAGAAUACAAAAGACAAAAAAGCAAGCGGAUUUUUUCGUAUUGGUAGGACACCUGAUGAGGUCAUGGAUAAACGAGCCAGAGGCUUUUUUCGAAUAGGAAAAAGCUCAAACGAUAUUGAUGAAAAACGAGCUUCUGGAUUUUUUAGAAUUGGUAGAAGUAAAGUAAAUGACAAAAGAGCACAGGGAUUUUUCAGAAUUGGUAAAAGCAAAGGAUUUUUUCGAAUUGGUAAAGCUGUUCCUACGGACGGCGAAAAGAAAGCAAGUGGAUUUUUCCGGAUCGGGAAAGAUCAUCCAACAGGUAUGAACAAGAAAGCGAGUGGGUUUUUCCGCAUUGGAAAAAGUGUUCAGGGACAAGCAAACGACAAGAGAGCAAGUGGAUUUUUUCGAAUUGGAAAAAGUUGUUCCGAGGAUUCAAAAAGAGCAGGCAGAUUUUUUCGUAUAGGAAAGAGUCAUCCCGAUAAAAACGAGGAGGAAAGCUCAGAAAGCCAGAUCUCUUCAAUGUCUUCAACCCAAAACCCUGAUCAACAGAACAAAGAAAAGAGAGCGGGGCGAUUCUUUAGAAUUGGGAAACGAGCCCACGGUAGAAUUACAAAGAGAAGUUCCGGUGACGAUGUUUCAGCAUACGAACAAAUGUUUCCACAAGAAAACAAGCGAGGAUACAUUAGGAUAGGCAAGGUGCCUGCCUCAGCCUUCAUGAGAAUCGGUCGUCAACAUUUUCUACAGUCUCUGGUUAGUGAUCCAUUUUAUAGAAAUGGAAGGAUUCAACAGAGCUCCUUUAUGAGGAUCGGGAAAAGGAGCGUGAGGAACGAUGACUUGGAAAGAGAACAGCUGUCAGCAAAUAGUGACGACAUUCUGUGAAGUAUUUUAUAACAACGAAAAAAGAUUUAUGAAAAAAGAAAAAAAUGCAGAAUUUUUAAAGUAAAAAGGGAACAAGAUCAUUUUAAUCUAUUAGCAUUUUGGCUAAGAUCUUGAGAAUUAUAAGCAUUUCUUCAAGUUACAAUAAAGAAAGAAUGUUUAGGUUAAUGUGAACAAAAUUGAUUACUUUUUUAAUUUGAGUCAACAAUUCACUAUAUAGGAUAAAUAAGUUAAUGAUGUAUUUUAACAAAUUCGACAAAACGUUUAAUUUUGGUUAUUUUUGUCAAACAAUUUUCAAAAUUUGUGAUGCCAGUUGAUUGCUUGAUCUGCUUUGUAGACAUGCAAGAAGUCAAACAUAUAAUGGAUUUAAAAUAGGCUUAAUUUCUGCAUAAAAAUGAGACCUUUUCUUGUCAUUAUUUCUAUAUUUGUAGAAUACAGUGAAACUUAUCUAAUCAGGAUGUUUCGUAUUCCGAAAUCUUGUGUAAUAAGAUCUAAAAUUGAACCCCCUUUCAGUAAAUUUCAUUAAUUAACAUGUUUUUGUUUUUUAUCUGGAAUAUUUUCUUAUCCAGUUUUUUUUUUUCUUUUUUGUUUUUUUUUUUUGGUAACCAUUGAAAUCCGGAUUUGACAAGCUUUACUGUAUUUCUAUUUUAUGGAAAAAGUCAUUAUUAAGAAAAACCAGCAUCUCUUUGUAGUCAUAUUUUUCUUUAUAUUAAAAGUUAAUUUAACAUUAUUAUUUAUAAAUUACACAUUGUGAUGAUACAGUCAAUAAAUCUCGGCAUGUUGCAAUAAUGAUGAUAAGUGAUAACCUAGUGAAAUUCUUUCUGCAUCAUUGCUGAUGCAAUCAAUAAUGUGUGAUAGAAUUUUAUUUUACCAAUGUUUGUACAGACGGUUAUAUUUUGAUAAAAAUUGCUUUUUGAAAUUGUUAAUUAUAAAGUAAAUGCUCUCAAAUAAAAGCAUAUAUGCAUUUUUUGAGAA